Zychaea mexicana is the source of this 699-nucleotide messenger RNA. RefSeq lists its product as uncharacterized. Lineage: Eukaryota; Fungi; Mucoromycota; Mucoromycetes; Mucorales; Lichtheimiaceae. Bases 1 to 699 code for a protein of 232 amino acids. The transcript has 3 exons. The record is from RefSeq and is a predicted model, not a curated record.
AUGAGCAAUCAGGAUUCAAUCGUAGUCUCGUCACAGCGCCCCGAGCUCAAGAUACCAGAUGCCCACUACGGUAACGAAGACUUUUUGCAGCAUGACGGUCUACUCCCGCAAGAGUUUGCCAUGUCCAACCUUUACAGUGUCAAAUGCGUUGUUGGCGAGACACGGUCUCGGAUAUGCGUCGCUUCGCUUAUUCGUGACGCACUCAAGUUCGGCGCCGUCAAUCUUCGAAAUGAAACACGUCGGGGUGGUGUACCAAUUGACGACACCUUACUUAAUACUUUGACUCUCGGUGAUACAUCUCCUUUGCAAUACGUGGCUCUGGAUGGUAAAUUUCGUUCGGUGGAUGCCACAACAAUCCUUGAUGCGUUGGCGCACAUUGUGACAUUGCGUGGUGUAAGACUGGCGAGCUGUGCUCCACGGAUUGAACAGCUGGACCGAUUUCUCGCAGCCAUCGAACGCUGUACAGCAUUCGAUGAAAUUCAAUUUGAAAAAUUGAAGAUGGUUACCAAUAGGACUCUAGGAGAAGUUGACAGGAUUUCGACAUUAAAAUGCGUCCUUUUGUCGGACUGUCAUAAAUUGUAUAACAAUGGCUUCUAUACUUUGGUUGAUAACAGCAAAUCACUCAAAGAGAUCAGCAUUGAUAGAAAGACCAAUCAUCCAAGCGACUUGGUAGCUUACGCUAGAGAGAAAAAUGUUUAA